This is a messenger RNA of Drosophila eugracilis, 761 nucleotides long. It is a transcript of the gene Vps25, whose product is annotated as vacuolar protein-sorting-associated protein 25. The transcript has 2 exons. Gene Ontology annotation, molecular function: structural molecule activity; protein homodimerization activity. Gene Ontology annotation, biological process: protein transport to vacuole involved in ubiquitin-dependent protein catabolic process via the multivesicular body sorting pathway. The coding region runs from base 85 to 609 and encodes 174 amino acids. The record is from RefSeq and is a predicted model, not a curated record. Gene Ontology annotation, cellular component: ESCRT II complex. Lineage: Eukaryota; Metazoa; Arthropoda; Insecta; Diptera; Drosophilidae.
CAUUGAUUGUAAACGGUCACUCUGAACCAUUAGUAAUCCAUCCCAUCAUUAGCAAAACAAAUGUUUAUUUCGUAGUAAAUCAAGAUGACAGAUUUCCAAUGGCCCUGGGAGUAUACCUUUCCACCCUUCUUCACAUUGCAGCCCCAUGAAGAAACCAGGCAGCAGCAACUGAAGGUCUGGACAGAUCUCUUUCUCAAAUACCUCAGGCACACGAAUAAGUUUACCCUAAGCAUUGGCGACCAGAACUCGCCGCUAUUCCACAACGAAUCCUUGAAGCGCCGUCUCUCCCCGGAGCUUGUUCUGGCUAUUUUGGGUGAACUGGAGCAAACUGGCCAUGCGAAUCCUCUAGACAAGCGUCGUCAGGAAUGGCAGGUGUACUGGUACACCCUUGAGGAGUACGGCAACAUGGUGUACGACUGGGUACUGGAAACGGGUCAGACGAAUACCAUCUGUACGCUUUACGAGAUUGCAUCCGGCGAGAACACCACCCAGCUAGACUUUCACGGAGUGGAUGAGGCGGUGCUGCUCAGUGCACUACGCUUGCUGGAGGAGAAGGGUCGUUGUGAGCUGAUCGAAAUGGAUGGCAGCCACGGCGUCAAGUUCUUUUAAGUGUCCAUACUACUUGUUAACAUUGUCCUGUCAACCACUGCAAAUUAUGUUUACCUCUAUUAAAAAGUAAAUGAUUGUAAAAUUUAUAUCUACAUUAAGGUAUGAUCAUCUUUAUAAUUAUAUUCAAUUAUAUCUUGGUUAUAAAUUUAAAA